AUGGAGAGCUUUGGCCUGCCCACUGCUUCCAUUAGGACCGUGCACUGUGGCACCAGGACAAAAAGCCCGGAGGCCCCAUGCCGCUGUGGCCCUGCCAGCCUGCCAGCCCCACCAAGCAGCAAGCUCCCUGCCCACACCCGCACCAUCUACCGGCCCUGGUUCUCGCCCUACAGCUACUUCAUGUGCACCAAAGGAGACGCUCAGCAGCACCAGGACGGCCCCUUCUCCAGCCUGGCCACCAGCACCCAGGAGCGUGAGGAGCCUGAUGACCUCUUGGAGAUAGUCUGCUCCUCCUCUGACUCCUCAGAUGAGACCCAGCUACCCAAGAGGGACAGGCUGCCCAGUAGCAGAGCCAGCAUCACAGUCCAGGACAUCCUUGCUGCUUCCCAGCAGCACCCAGUGUCUCAGAACGGCUACCAGUGCGUGUCAUGUUGCUGCAUGUUCCCCACGCUGUGGUCGAUCAAGACCCACAUCCAGAACAGCUCUCAGGAGGGCUACGGCUGUAAGGUGUACUACCGCAGGCUCAAGGCCCUGUGGGAGAAGGAGCGCAUGCUGCAGGAGGCUGCAGCCCCCGGCGUGUCCAUGUAGCCCCGCCAGCCGGGCUGCCGCCGCGGGAGGGCACUGCUCCUUCGCUCCUGUCAGCGGCAGAAUAAAUCGCUCCAGGAGCAGCCAGCCCUGCCUGCCUGCUGCUCUUCACUACACAAUCCUUUAA
This is a messenger RNA of Strigops habroptila (Kakapo), 712 nucleotides long. It is a transcript of the gene SPATA46, whose product is annotated as spermatogenesis associated 46. The transcript is spliced from 2 exons. Lineage: Eukaryota; Metazoa; Chordata; Aves; Psittaciformes; Psittacidae. Gene Ontology annotation, biological process: fertilization. Gene Ontology annotation, cellular component: nuclear membrane. Bases 1 to 588 code for a protein of 195 amino acids. The record is from RefSeq and is a predicted model, not a curated record.